AUGUAGCUCGUAACCCAAUCUCACCUCCAUGUUCAAAAGACGAUGAUCAAUCAUCACCUCCAUGUUCAAAAGAUGAUCAAUCUCAACAUCUAUCUCCUGUGGUAGCAGCUGGUGGUGAGAAUCCAGCUCUACCCACAUCUGUAGAGUCCUCUUUAGCUAUUCAAUCUCAAGAUGGUGGUGGUUCUACUUCAAUCCCAGUUAUUGAUAUACCAGAUUCAGAAGAAGAGAAAGGUGAAGAGCCCAACACUAAUGAAGACCCAGCUCAGAAAGGAAGUCAUGUAAUUGCUGCUCCUGUUGGCCAAUCACGACGUCGACUUUCUACGAAUGAAAGGGCCUUAGUCGAAAAACUGGUGUUAAUGCAUGAAUAUUUAUCUGGUAUAAAUGGAAUUACAGUUGAUCGUGGAAUUAUCUUCACGCAGCCAACUCUAGAUGAACUCGUAUCCCUGAUGAGCAAAGGUUUUGAAAAUAUUGGUCGAAGAAGGUUUCGAAUCCGAAUGGAUCCCAAAAUUGGACGUCAAUAAGGCCAUUAUUGAAUGUUGCACCCCAGUUAUAGGGUGUGUGUUCCAGCCUCAUCACUUGAUGUCUACCAUAAUUGGAGACACCAUUGCUAAGCUCCUGGAGUUUUGUCGUGUUGAGUGCUCAAGAAUAGCCCUAACGGCGGACUAUGGAAGUGAGAUUGCUGCUACAAUUGAACAGCUGUUGGAAAAGUACCCAACUGGGGAAGGUGUAGAGACACUUUCUAUUGGAAAGUUACAGAGAUAUUCUAACUUUGCAAAUAAAAGGCUUAAUGAUGAUGGCAACUUCAGUGAAAAGGCCAAGCAAGGACUGAUUCUCCUCCAGGAAGGGGGUAGCGACAUCCACGACAAGGCUUGGGAUCUGGUCCGCAAGAUCAGCCAAAAGCACUUCCAUCAGAUUUACGAGCGCCUUGGCGUUUUCCUUGCUGAACAGUGCUACAAGUCCUAUAUCCCAAAAAUUACCAAUGUUCUGAAUUUACUGGAGGAACAAGCAUUGUUGUUGGGAUUUGCUGGUGUUGAUGGGAAUAAAGCUGCUGCCUGGAUCAAGAUUGAUGACAAAAAGACGCUUCUCUGACGGAACCUGCAAUCAUCUGGCAGUCAAUCUAACGGCACUUUGGCAUCGUUUAGAGGAGGAGAAAGCUGAUUGGAUAAUACACGUCGAUCUGGAUUUUUUAAAUGAAGCACAUUUUCAAAAGUGCUUCAAGAUUGCCAAAUGUGCACGUUUACUCCCUGUUAAUGAGAACUCAACCCCCAGGGUUAGUUUUAUGGCACUACAAUUGGUUGACACUGAUGCGCCUGCUUGCCAUAGUGUGCUUGGUUUAUUGGAUUACAUCAGAAGUCAGUUUGAGGCGGAACUAACUAAGAGAGAGUUUUCUGCUGAGAAGAUUGCCAACUUAGCUGGGGGACUGGCUUAUGGGGGGUUGAGGUACGCUGUCCUGAAAAACGACCGAGAGAGGAGCCGCUCAAGUUUGAUUCUGCUUACCACCUAGUAGAUGUCUAUGAUGAUAUCCGUGAUUCCAUCAGGAAGUCUGGCAGACCUAUCAAGGAUUUGAACAGAGUAUGUUUUGUGAUUCCGAUCGUUGAUUUCUGAUGCCUGUUCCUUGAAGUGAAUUUUGUGAUGAAGUAAUUUUAUGUUUAGUAACUGCUAUGAUGUGAAAAUUUUGGAUCCUCUUCUGUUUUGAAGCCGGAAUGAAGAAGUGCAUGGAGUUGCUAGGGAUUCCAAUCCUUGAUUUCUGAUUCCUGUUCCUUAGUUUUACUGGAUUUUAGUAGUUGUUAGUGAAUUUUGUGAUGAGGGAACUUACGUUUCAUAGCUGCUAUCAGUAGUUGAUAGCGAGUUUUGUGAUCAAGGAACUUGUGUUUCAUAGCUGCUGUUAUAUAAAAAUUUUGGAUCCUGUUCUAUUUUGAACUAAUAUGAAGUCUGGAGAGCUGUACCUUUAACUUUCUUUA
Papaver somniferum (opium poppy) is the source of this 1961-nucleotide messenger RNA. Its product is annotated as arginine--tRNA ligase, cytoplasmic-like. Gene Ontology annotation, biological process: arginyl-tRNA aminoacylation. The transcript is spliced from 9 exons. Gene Ontology annotation, molecular function: arginine-tRNA ligase activity; ATP binding. The record is from RefSeq and is a predicted model, not a curated record. The coding region runs from base 580 to 1089 and encodes 169 amino acids. Lineage: Eukaryota; Viridiplantae; Streptophyta; Magnoliopsida; Ranunculales; Papaveraceae.